Molecule: messenger RNA, 1210 nt
Organism: Salvelinus namaycush (lake trout)
Lineage: Eukaryota; Metazoa; Chordata; Actinopteri; Salmoniformes; Salmonidae
Product: protein LRATD2-like
Exons: 1
Coding region: 267-1133 (288 amino acids)
Source: RefSeq, a predicted model, not a curated record
AUUCUCCAUCCAUCCACAGCAAGACACUUGUUGAUUUGAAUAGACUUCAUCACAGCAGACUGCUGCUUGGGAAUACUAUUUUGCUUUUGUGGGAGACCUGCCGCUACAAAUGGAUCGGGGCUCUUCGGGAGGGUGUCAUUUGUUUUACCCGGGCUGUGUGACAGAGAGGCGGCUACAGAUGGCGAUGAUCCUCGGCUUUUAACAGGUGGACCGCCUGGCAGCAGCAGCAUCAUUCUCGCAUCCCUAUCUGCUACCAGGGAGGAGGCAUGGGCAACCAGGUGGAUAAAAUUAAACUGUCACAUCAAAGUUACGCAGAAGUUCCCACAGUGGACCCCAACGGGCUGGACACUGAGGAGGGUCCUCGGAUCGGAGUGUCUUAUAUUUUCUCAACAGAUGACGAGGAACAGGAGGGGGAAAACAGUAACGUAGACGGAGCGGAUAAAGAGCACCACACUGGUACGGAACAUAAACACUACGACAAGAGCAACGAGGUGGAGUGCGCCGUUUACCACCGGGGAGAAUGUAUUUACGAGAAGAGCGUCAAGACCGCGGGCAUGGAAACCUACUCCCCCGAGAUCUUACUAAACAAAUGCAAGGCAGGUGACCUGGUGGAGUUUGUAACAACGGGGCAGUACCCCCACUGGGCGGUGUAUGUCGGUGACUUCCAGGUGGUGCACCUGCACAGAGCAGAGAUAAAGAACAGCUUUCUGACAGAAGCCAGCCAGGGAAGGAGAUGUAGGGUAGUCAACGAGCUGUAUAAAUUCAAAGCCCUCAGCGCCGAGAUGGUGGUUCAGAACGCUAUGGAACAGGUAGGAGGUAAAGACGGAGAGUUGAGCUGGAGAAAUUCGGAGUGUUUUGCCGCUUGGUGCAGGUUUGGCAAACGGGAGUUCAAAAUGGGUGGGGAGAUCCGGAUAGGAAAACAGCCAUACAGGUUAAAGAUCCUGAUGUCUGAUAAACAGUCUCACAUGCUUGAGUUUCAGUGUUUGGAGGACUUGAUCAUGGAGAAGAGGAGAAGCGACCAGGUGGGAAGGACAUCAGUGGUCCAGGAACUGGCCAAUCAUUUGAACAGUGUCGGGGAGAUCAAAAGUGGUGAUCCACUCAGUGAUCCAAUAACAGCACAGACUGCACAGUGAUCUAAUAGAUUUAUAGACCUGCUAUAAACAUCAUGAUGGCCAUUGCCUAUCCAAUCACAGACCCCGAUCUAAGUGGA